UAACUGUGGGGAAGAGUCAUCGAACAUGGCAACAUACUCGCCGGCAGUGAGAGAAGCGUCGUUGUCCGGCAAAAUCAAGAGAUUUCCAGAGAGAGAACGCCAACUGUUGAACACGACCUUACGCUCACACGGAUGGCAGUCUAUGACCAAGGAUUUCAGGAUCAAGACAUGUACAGACGUGAGGAGGGAACAUCUUGUAGCUGUUGCUGAAGGUGUGGACGGUGCCUGUUCUGAUUUCAAGAAAGAUGUGAAGACCCGGCUUGAGUUAGUGAAGAAGAUGCGCUGUAACGGGGAAGUGCAUGUUUACAAAGGCGGAAAUCAUGAGGGGUCCAAACGUGUGUUCUACAGAUACUUCAUGUUCGUGCGAGCCAACACGACCGGGACCUAUGACGUGUUUCUGGCUACUCUGUGCCGCAAGGAGGAAGAGCCGAGCUUUUUCGGAAUGCUAGGGAAGGCCCUCCUAUUCAUGCUGUUUCCUGAAGCGCUCCUGUUCCAGAUUGCGACAGACGCCGCGCUAUCGCAGGUAGCACAGGUACUUGCUAGAGGCAACAUCACUGCAGAUGACGAGGACGUUUCUCUGAUACACGUGUCAGCCUUGGCACUCUCGCGAGGCACAGUCCCCAAGGACCUUGGAGACAAAAUCAUCGAGUUUGAGUUCGUGGAAGACCUCAUAGAGAAGGGAUUUCUCAUUCCUAACGGAGACGGCUCACAAAUGACUUUGAAGUUUGAAUAGUCAGCAUAUCGUACUGCAAUACAGAAAUCAAGAAACUGCACGUUGAAUUUUUUUUUUUAUUUAACGUAAAUAAGGUUUUGAAGCACAAACCUUAUUUACGUUAGGUAAAAAAAAAAUUCAGUCCAGUUUGGUCCCUGGUGGAUUCAAUUAAAGAAAUUUGGAUAGAAAGUAAGUUUAGUCCUCAAAGCCCGAGUCAAAGCAGCUUGUCAGAUCCAUGCAAUAUGUCGGUUUGUUUCUUUUUCGUUUUUAUGGCAAAUGUGAUCAAAUCGGUCAUGCUGUGAUUUCUGACAAAAUUUGAUCUCAAACUUUGAAGCUCUGCUGCAGUACUUUAGAUACCCGUUAGAAGGACCUUGGCCUUUGCUGCCCCUAUACCUUCCACUGAAUAUCAUCAACCACCAUCUACUGCUUCUGAAGUUAUGUUGUACAUAUACAAAAACACAACCACUGUAACAACGUAGGAACACGACAAGUGACACCAUUUUCGAACUUGAACUUCCACAACUGCUACUCACCUAUCAAAGAUCAUUAAGAUCCAUUCACAGCUUCUCGAGUUAUGCUGUACACAUACAAACAAUAAAUGCAUCAAAAGCCCCCUGCAGUAUCAUUAGAAAAUGCCAGGUAGAUCAUUUUGAAGUUGACGUUUGUUGAUACAACCACUAUUUACCUUCUAAAUUAUCAUGAAGAUCCAUCCAGAGCUUCUUGAGUUAUGUGCUGUUGACAUACAUUCAGGCCCACACUCAACCAUGCACAAACCGAAAAUAUACCCUUCUGGCAAAGGCAAUAAAAAAUUAAAGUAUUAUGGACCUGAUCCCACCAAACGAAGUACUGAAUCCAGCAGAAGUCAACAUGUCAUACUACACUCACUCACACUCACUGCACGGCUUAACAUCCGUUGUUCCCCGUCAUGCAAGGGUUGGACCUACUACUAAGUAUUAAAUUGUAACUGGUGUGUUUGUAUGGGUGAGUCAUAAAAAUCCAAGUCCAUACAAUCAUGUGCAUCAUUCUUUGUUUAUUGUAGAGUAUCAGUAUUCAUUCUGACCAAUUGACAUCAUUUAUAACAGGGGGUGCCCUAACUUUGGACAUGCCCUAACUUCGGACUGAUUUUUUACUGAUCUUAUUAAUGCAAAAGUAUGCCAUGUUUGUUGCCACUAACUUCGCUAAUUAAAAAGGAAAAUAAACAUAGUCAAUAUGCGUACUGCUGUUAUUUGCAUGCAAAUUAUAGUUCUAUAUAUUCAUUUAUCGUUUACUCGAAAAAGAGAAAAAAUAGGUCAUUUUCACCAAUCAUAACAAUGGCACUGGAAAGUAGGUCACUGCAUUGCGGCGGCUCGUGCCCAGAAAUA
Molecule: messenger RNA, 2073 nt
Organism: Branchiostoma belcheri (Belcher's lancelet)
Lineage: Eukaryota; Metazoa; Chordata; Leptocardii; Amphioxiformes; Branchiostomatidae
Exons: 7
Coding region: 26-733 (235 amino acids)
Source: RefSeq, a predicted model, not a curated record